Molecule: messenger RNA, 2123 nt
Organism: Phragmites australis (common reed)
Lineage: Eukaryota; Viridiplantae; Streptophyta; Magnoliopsida; Poales; Poaceae
Product: aspartic proteinase nepenthesin-2-like
Exons: 1
Coding region: 321-1862 (513 amino acids)
Biological process (GO): proteolysis
Molecular function (GO): aspartic-type endopeptidase activity
Source: RefSeq, a predicted model, not a curated record
CUUGCUUGGGAAAGGGGUUCGUUGGGCAGCUCUCUGGUCCUCUUCUCGGUGGACAAAACCGCGUUUUUCCACGGCCACCGUCCCCAACAUUCGCCGAUUCCAACCCCGCCUCGGCUCCUCUCCUCUCCUCGUCGUUUCAAAACCGGCGCACCUCACCUCCUUUUCGUCCCACUCGUCUUCACCUCCCCAACCUGCGUUUUAUGUUCACCCCCAACUCCACCACCACCACCAACCUCCUCUUCCUCCUCCCCUUCUCCCACCACCUCUUUCCGCCGCCGCCUGUUCCAUGAAGGACUAGCCCAUCAGUCCACUACUCAGCCAUGGCACAGCUCGCGAUGCGGUCGCUGCUCCUCUUCUUGCUCCUGCUCUCUCCGUUUGUUGUUUCAGCUGGUGUUGUGAAGCUUAACUCGUCGUCGCCCCUGUUUGGCAUCGAGUUGCCGCCGUUCAACACUGCCGUCGCCGACACCGGCUGCGACAGCAAGCUGGUGGCAGCCGAGGAGGUGGAGGACGAGCCGAAACAGCCGGCGAGGAUGUCCCCGUCGCUAAAACUGUACAUGAGCCACCGCGCGGCCGCCGACGCUGCGGUGGGCAGGACAAGGAAAGAUUCGUUCUUGGAGUCGGCAAAGAAGGACGCCGUCCGCAUCGAGACGAUACACCGGAGGGCGGCGCUUGCCGGCGGGGACCGGUCGCCUGCUUCGUCGCCGAGGCGGGCGUUGUUGGAGCGGCUGGUGGCGACGGUGGAGUCCGGCGUCGCAGUCGGGUCCGGUGAGCACCUGAUGGAAGUCUACGUCGGCACGCCGCCGCGGCGGUUCCCGAUGAUCAUGGACACUGGCAGCGACCUCAACUGGCUGCAGUGCGCGCCCUGCCGCGCCUGUUUCGAGCAGCGCGGCCCAGUCUUCGACCCCGCCGCCUCCUCCUCCUACCGCAACGUCACCUGCGGCGACCAGCGCUGCGGCCUCGUCGCGCCGCCGGAGGCGCCCAGGGCGUGCCGCCGCCCCGGGAAGGACCCCUGCCCAUACUACUACUGGUACGGCGACCAGUCCAACACCACCGGCGACCUGGCGCUCGAGUCCUUCACCGUCAACCUCACCGCGCCGGGCGUGUCCCGCCGCGUGGACGGCGUCGUGUUCGGGUGCGGCCACUGGAACCGCGGCCUCUUCCACGGCGCCGCGGGGCUGCUCGGCCUCGGGCGCGGGCCCCUCUCGUUCGCGUCCCAGCUGCGCGCCGUGUACGGGCACGCCUUCUCCUACUGCCUCGUUGACCACGGCAGCGACGCCACCAGCAAGAUCGUAUUCGGGGAGGACACCGCGCUGCUCGCGCACCCGCAGCUCAGCUACACGGCGUUCGCGCCUCCCGCGGCGGGCACCUCGGCGGACACAUUCUACUACGUCAAGCUCAAGGGCGUGCUCGUCGGCGGCGAGACGCUGAACAUCACGUCGGACACAUGGGACGUGGCCAAGGACGGGUCCGGCGGCACCAUCAUCGACUCCGGCACGACGCUGAGCUACUUCGCGCAGCCGGCGUACCAGGUGAUCCGGCAGGCGUUCAUCGACCGCAUGAGCAAGGUGUACCCUCUCAUCCCCGACUUCCCGGUGCUGAGCCCCUGCUACAAUGUGUCCGGGGUGGAGAGGCCGGAGGUGCCGGAGUUCUCGCUGCUGUUCGCCGACGGCGCCGUGUGGGACUUCCAGGCGGAGAACUACUUCAUCCAGCUCCCGGACGGCAUCAUGUGCCUCGCCGUCCUGGGCACGCCGCGCUCCGCCAUGUCCAUCAUCGGCAACUUCCAGCAGCAGAACUUCCACGUCCUGUAUGACCUGCAGAACAACCGGCUCGGCUUCGCGCCGCGGCGGUGCGCCGAGGUAUAGUCGAUGAGGGUCUCCGAGGAUGAACAAUUCAAAAUCCAGUCCUCAACUUGAUUGAUUGUGUUAUACUAGUAUGUAGUACCUUUGCUAAUUGGGAGGAAAAUUGGGUGUAGAAAUUUUGGGAUGGAAAGGAUGGUGGCACACGAGCUCAAAGGUUUUUCGGACCAAUCUCCAAGGAGACUGGGAACAAGUAGGAAUUUAUACUGUAGUCUUUUUUUUUUUUACCAUUUCGCCUGUAUACAGUUCAAAGUAUAAAAUUAUUUU